Molecule: messenger RNA, 588 nt
Organism: Diatraea saccharalis (sugarcane borer)
Lineage: Eukaryota; Metazoa; Arthropoda; Insecta; Lepidoptera; Crambidae
Source: the annotation of a GenBank genome assembly
AUGAUUGUUCAUCGGUUUCCUGAACCAGGAUACAGCUUCCUACCCUGUGAUCGGUAUUUCGGCGUAAUAGAGAAGUUUAACAGAAAGAAGGAUUAUGUUUUCACUACAUCAGAAUAUGCCGAAUGUAUUCAGCAAGCAUCUAAGAACUUUAAAGUGAAUGUGGAGCAAAGUAUGAUUUUUAACUUUAGCCAACAUUUUGAAAAAGAUUUCAAAAAAGUUGUGACAAACACAGAGAGGGUUCGUUUUAAAAUUUCGCAAUAUCGAAUUUUUCAAAACAGUAAAGACCAUGCGCAAAAUAUAGCAGUGAGUGUUACAAUAGGAACGCCUGUAUUCGAUUAUUUUCCCAUAAUGAGGAAUGCUCAAACCGAACUGUCCGUUCAGCCUCAGAAACAGUGGUAUGAUCAAGCAUUGCCGUUGAAAAAGGCUAAAUACAAAGAUGUGAUGCAGCUGGUAAAGAACUACGUUCCACCAAAUAAGCUAUAUUUCUACAGGUUCCUUAAAAGUGAAGCUGUUGGACCGGCUGAUGAAAUUUCCAGCGAAGACGACGACGACCAAUGGAAAUGGAAUGGAAAUCGACCUUUAAAUUGA